This is a messenger RNA of Penicillium nucicola, 1227 nucleotides long. Its product is annotated as iron-containing alcohol dehydrogenase. The transcript is spliced from 3 exons. The coding region runs from base 1 to 1227 and encodes 408 amino acids. Gene Ontology annotation, cellular component: mitochondrion. NCBI's taxonomy places the organism in Eukaryota, Fungi, Ascomycota, Eurotiomycetes, Eurotiales, Aspergillaceae. Gene Ontology annotation, molecular function: alcohol dehydrogenase (NAD+) activity; metal ion binding. The record is from RefSeq and is a predicted model, not a curated record.
AUGUCUCAAGAAACAGUCAGACCGGCUUUUGAAGGCCGCGAUCGUCCUCUCAUAGCUCAUGGCGUCUCCUUCCCUACAGCUGUAGCUCGCCACCUUGAAGACAUUUUCAACGCUUCGCGCGUAUAUGUGAUCUGCUCUGGAACCUUGGCACGUACCACCGACACAUUGGGACGACUCACUGCUACUAUUGGCCCUGAAAAGAUAGUUGGUCGUCGAAUUGGCAUGAAAAGCCAUACACUAUGGUCCGAGGUUUUGGAGAUUACUGCGGAAGCUAGAGCCGCCCAGGCAGAUCUGAUAUUGACAAUUGGAGCGGGCAGUCUGACCGAUGGCGCGAAGAUCAUUGCAUUGGCUCUCGCAAAUGAUAUCCGCACUCCAGAAGAGCUGGAAACUCUUGCCCAAGGUCCAAAUAAGCGAGAGAAUAUCCAAAAUCCAACCGUGCCCAUUAUAUCAGUGCCAACCUCCCUUUCUGCUGGCGAGUACUCCAACUUCGCGGGUGGCACGGAGGACCACUCAAAGCGUAAAUACAGCUUCCAGUCGCCAACCCGUGGCCCCGAGCUGGUAAUCCUGGACCCAGAACUGGCUCAAAGCACUCCGGACUCCAUUUGGCUCAGUACAGGCGUGCGGGCUGUUGACCACUGCAUAGAAACGCUGUGCGCUGUGGUGGGCACAACGAACUCAUCGGACGAGCUAGCGCAGCGGGCAUUGAGCUUGUUAGUUCCCGGCCUGCUGCGUUGCAAAAAGGACCAUGCAGACCGUGAGGCAUACCUGCAAUGUCAACUUGGAUCCGUCGAAGCCAUGGCGGCUUGCACGAGCGGGUCAAUUGAGCUGGGUGCUAGUCAUGGAAUUGGCCAUCAGCUUGGCCCCCUUGGGGUUGGUCAUGGCGAGACUAGUUGUAUUCUUCUACCAGCCGUGUGCAAAUACAACGCCAAGUACAAUGCAAACCGAAAUCAGCAGAACAAAAUCCGCCAAUUUUUGAUCAAAGAUCCUGUUGUGUCGGAACUGCUACGAGCACGGUCAAUUAACGUGGAUGCAUCCGACCUAGGUGAUAUUUUGGAUGCUAUCAUUCGCGAACUUGGAAUGCCUCGGACCCUAAGUGAUGUCCGAGUUGGUCGCGACCAACUAGAUGGAUUGGCGGCAAACAGUCUGCACGACCGGUGGUGCAAGUCAAACCCAGUUCCCCUGAAGGAAAAGUCUCAGGUACUGGAGAUUUUAGAAAUGGUUGUCUGA